AUGUUUGCUGAUGCCCAUUGUCCUCCAAACAGGAUUGUCGUCGACUCGUUUCUCACUAUCGCCAGUGAUGAUUAUCUCACUCAGGACGUGAACGAAGGAGAUUUAUGCCAAAUUGAAAUCGACACUAGAAAUAAAGAAUCCCUGCUUGUAUCCAUUACCAACUUCCUGAUAUUCUCUCAUAGACGGCCAAAGAACACGAAAGAAAUAGUGAUCAGCAAUGAAGAUGCGACAUUCAUUGUAGACAAUAAACCAAAAGGAUAUCAAUAUCUGAGAACCCCAAUCCUUUUAAAUAUUCCAAUGAAUUUGAAUUUUCGAUCUGUCUUGAUGUUCUCUAGGCCAUCGGAAUGCGAUGAAGAGUCAAUGAAGUGUCCGAGUUUAGAUAUUGGACCGAACACUACCGAAUUGUGUUUUCCGAAGUUUCUGAGUUGCGAUGGUCUUGACACUUGUGGAGAAGACGAGUCGAAUUGUCCUGCGAGUCAGCCGAAAAUCCUAUUGUCUUCAUAUAAAUACGGCCGGGAAGCUCUUUCUUCGAGCCAAAUAAUGCUCAUUUGGUUUUUUGCGUUGAACGGAUCUUUUAUUCUAUUUUUCUUGAUAUUGUCGCUUUGUUCCGUUGGAUUGUUAUUUGGAAAAUGCCCGAUUUAUAUGAAGAAGAACCAAUCUUCAAGGCAUACCUUCAUUCGAUACUUGAGAGAAGCAAUUCCUCCGGCACCACCGGUUGACAAACCUGUUCAACCACCUCCUGUGGAAUCACUUCAACCAGCUCCUAAUAACAUUCGCUCACGUCAUUCGAUUCUGAGCCGCAUCAGUUUCCUACCAGCUCCUGCUUUACAAGAAUUGGAACCCGAAGUGGAAGAUCGAGAAGAAUCACCAACCGAAUCGAUUUGCUCUCCGCCUGCACAUCGUCCAGAGGUGUUCCUGCGUCGCCAAAGCAUUUCGCUCGGCGAAAAUCUGUGUCAGAAAAACAAUAAAUUUCGUAAUACAGGACGUGCGAUGUCAUUCCAACAAUAA
Molecule: messenger RNA, 1008 nt
Organism: Caenorhabditis bovis
Lineage: Eukaryota; Metazoa; Nematoda; Chromadorea; Rhabditida; Rhabditidae
Source: the annotation of a GenBank genome assembly